Molecule: messenger RNA, 1616 nt
Organism: Tigriopus californicus
Lineage: Eukaryota; Metazoa; Arthropoda; Copepoda; Harpacticoida; Harpacticidae
Product: band 7 protein AGAP004871-like
Exons: 9
Coding region: 344-1564 (406 amino acids)
Cellular component (GO): plasma membrane
Source: RefSeq, a predicted model, not a curated record
GGGCUCUGCGAGGAACAUUCCUCCAUGGAACAUUGAUCGGGUCACACCGGGAAAAACUUGAAGGCCCAACAAUCAGUCAUCUCGCUCUCUCGCUCUUUCUCUUCCUCUCUUUUGGCGCAAAAACGUCAAGAGAACAAACUGUUGAUUUUAAGGUGAUCAAAUUGGAGGAAGACUGGCCUCAAAGACUCGUGCGUGUCUGCAACUUAGGGUUGGAACGUGAUUGUGGAACUGUUCAUAAAUUGGAUCCCAAGUGUCUAGACGGACGAAGCGAAUUCGAGUGAAACCCCUCUACACUGGAACCCACAGAAUAACAUGCAUUGACCUCACUGAAGUCUAAUUCGCGAUGCAUGGUAUGGAGCACGAGUUCCAUGGACCGGUAGUGUCCGUGGAUGAUGAUGAUUUCGGUCGGGACACCAAUGCAGUCCCGGCUGGUCCACUGAUGCUUCGUAUACCCAAAGGGGGCGGGUCAGGGGGUCACAAUGACACCGUUCGAUUUGCCGGAGAUGACAAAGCCACCAAUGUGCUGCCGCCAAGGAAGCCCACCCAUCAAAUCGUGUCAGGUCAGGGUGACGAGCAUCACUUUAUCACCACUCCCUCAGGCCAGAUCCUCCACGCACAUCAAGACAAGAAUAGGAUUAACAAACACAAAUUCAGCCAUCUCAUGAAUGAAUACAUGGGUGCCUGUAUGGAGGAUAACUGCAAUAUUGCCGAUCCCGAGGGACCUGGUGUGUGUGCCAUGCUCUUGACUUUUCUGGCCUUCAUCCUCGUUCUCGUCACCAUGCCAUUCUCUCUCUGCGUCACGGUGAAGGUCGUUCAAGAAUACGAGAGAGCGGUUGUGUUCCGUUUGGGUCGACUUCGUGCCGGAGGAGCCAAAGGCCCAGGUUUAUUCUUCAUCAUGCCCUGUGUCGAUUCGUACAAGAAAGUGGAUCUCCGUACGGUCUCUUUUGAUGUUCCACCUCAAGAGGUGCUAUCUCGUGAUUCAGUAACAGUUAGUGUAGAUGCUGUUGUAUAUUAUAGGGUAUCGAAUCCAACCAUGGCUACAAAUAACAUCGAAGACUACAGUCACUCCACGCGUUUGCUUGCCGCCACAACCCUCCGUAAUGUGUUGGGAACAAAGAAUCUGGCAGAGAUUCUAUCAGAGAGAGAGACAAUCAGCCAAGUCAUGCAAAACGCUCUGGACGAGGCCACCGACCCUUGGGGUGUGAAGGCAGAGCGUGUGGAAAUAAAGGACGUUCGAUUACCGGUUCAACUCCAAAGGGCGAUGGCCGCCGAGGCUGAAGCAGCUAGAGAGGCCAGAGCUAAGGUCAUUGCGGCUGAGGGUGAACAAAAGGCAUCCCGAGCCCUUCGAGAGGCUGCAAGCGUGAUUGCCGAAAGCCCAUCCGCUCUACAGCUUCGCUAUUUGCAAACGUUGAAUAGCAUCGCCGCCGAGCACAAUUCAACCAUCAUCUUUCCCAUGCCGAUGAAUAUAAUGGACCAUUUCAUGGGCAAGCGUGCGAUUGAGCCGUCGAGUCCUCCCCCAAGGAAAGGACCGCCAACAGAGAUUCUGGAUUCACCAGUUUUGUAAAUCAUCAUGGCCAAUUCUGAACUAAUAAUUGACACGGACUUUUGAUUUCGAA